This is a messenger RNA of Salarias fasciatus (jewelled blenny), 2967 nucleotides long. RefSeq names its product ankyrin repeat and SOCS box containing 5a (gene asb5a). The record is from RefSeq and is a predicted model, not a curated record. Gene Ontology annotation, biological process: protein ubiquitination; intracellular signal transduction; positive regulation of protein catabolic process. Lineage: Eukaryota; Metazoa; Chordata; Actinopteri; Blenniiformes; Blenniidae. Gene Ontology annotation, molecular function: protein binding. Bases 1416 to 2414 code for a protein of 332 amino acids. The transcript has 7 exons.
GCUCACAUUAGGACCGCAGAGCAGAAAGGCGACUGAAAGCAAUGCGAGUAAAGUAAGUUUAAACUCCUGACAGAGCUGCAUUUCAGGUAAAAUGAGAAGAGAAAGUAUGAAACAGGAAAUACGGAAGUUUGGAUGCGCGCCAGAGUGACGUCACUGCGCAUGCGUACUGAUUAAGGGGCAUUGUCAGAAACAGAAAGUAAACAAACCAAAGCAUGCUGUCAUUCAAAGAGAUAACGUUACAGAUGUGUCAUUGGUUUGGUGUUGAAAAUGAGUAAUAGUGGAAAUGAUAUUAAAAUCUUCUUGAGCACAAAUAGCUUCAUUCUGCUGAAAUUACACACAUUUACAAGUGAAAUUACAUCGUAUAUCACCAGACAUCUCAUUCAAAUUACCCGUAAAAUUAUAUGUUCAAAGAAAAGCUCUCUGUCAAUGAAGGGGGAAAAAAGCUACACUAUGAUAACUGUUUCGUAAAAAUAUAAGAAUAUUUCAGAGCUGUAGUUUCAGUGGAAAUCUCUAAGGAGCACCUUCAAAUAUAACUGUGUGCAAAUUUGUUUAAUUGUGUGAAAUAGAUUUUUUUCCCACUAUGAAAGCUGUUUUAUAUGAAUCAAUCAUUCAGCCAAUCAACCACUCAAUGUUUUAUUUCUAGUCAUAUUUCAACACAUACAAAAUACAAACACCAACACAAACUGCUCUCUUUAUGCCUAUCCUACCAAUUCUAUGAAAUAACCUAGAUUUUGUAUAACCAAUUUAUUAACAAUAAUAACAACAGAAAUUCAAGAACUCUGGCUAUAAAAUGUAGUAGCGUCAUUUGAAGGUGAUGUGAGUUGGUUUCAGGUUUGACUAAAAUUGCAUACUUACCCAAAAACUAAUGUAGUUUAAACUACUGUAGUGUUUGAGUAAAUGUUUCAAAUUGCUAUAAUGUAAAGCAGGUGCUUGCUGUUGUGGUGGUGGUAGUGGUGGUAUUUAACAUGUUUUUCUUGUCAUUAUUCUUGAUUUAUCUACAGAGAAAUGCUAACAUUUUUAUGAACACAUGUUCAUAUUUUCAAUCUUUACCUAGACUCAGUCACCGUCAUGUGGUUACACUGGCUACAAGUUGUGAUUCUUUAAUUAUUCAGAGCUGUAAUCCUAUGCAGAUAAGCCUAUAUAUCACAUUGGCUAGUGAGACAGGCAUGCCAGCUUGAAGUGUGUGUGACUUGUGACCACCCACACACAGGGUACAAUAACAUUGCAGUAGUUGCUCUGGAGCACAGUAGCAGCUGCAGAGCAUUUUUUCCAGCCCGUACUUUGUCAGGAGCGGCCGACCCGUCCGUCCCGUCCUCGCUCUGGGAGGAGAAGUCAGCGACUCCGCUGCUUUUUGUAGUGGCAUCUGAUCCUGCCUUCAACCAGAACCUAAGCUCCUGUGGAACGUGCCAGAGGAAAUGUCAGACCCAACAGAGGAACUCACCAACAGACCCUUCGCAGUCCAGUUGUCCAAUGUUUACCUCAGCAUCUUGGCACUGUUCUGCUUCAAGCUCUUCGUUAAGAUUUCUCUCAACUUACUCACAUACUUCUACAUAGUCCGUGGGAAUCGUAAAGAGGCCGCCCGCAUUUCAGCAGAGUUCUACGAUUAUGGUCGACAGCACACGUCCUGGGCGGACCGCUCACCCCUGCACGACGCCGCCGGCCAGGGCCGCCUCCUCGCUCUGAGGACCCUCAUUUUACAGGGCCACAAUGUGAACGUUCUGACCAUCGACCACGUGACGCCCCUUCACGAGGCCUGCCUCGGCGACCACGUGGCCUGUGCCAGGGCUCUCAUUGACGCUGGAGCGAAUGUCAACGCGUCGACGAUUGAUGGAGUCACCCCUCUGUUCAACGCGUGCGCGGUGGGCAGCGUGGCGUGCACGGAGAUUCUGCUGGAAAAUGGAGCAAAGCCCCAGAGCCUGGUGUAUCACCCCUCACCCAUUCAUGAAGCCACCAGCAAAGGUCAUUACGGUUGUGUGGAGGCUCUGGUGACCUGGGGGGCAGAUGUGGACAUGGACAUCCCUCACCUGGGCACGGCGCUCUACACAGCCUGCGUCUGCCAAGAGCUGGAGUGUGCCAGAAAACUCCUGAGGGAAGGAGCGAAUGUGCAGAAAGGCAGGUCUCUGGACUCCCCGCUGCAUGCGGCUGCGGAGAAAGACUGCACGGCCGUGGUGAAGCUGCUGCUGGACUUCGGCGCAGACAUUAAUGCCCGGAACACAGAGUUUCAGAGGCCGGUGGACGUGGCGCCGCCCAGCAGUCUGACAGAGGGCUUCCUACUACUCUAUGAAGCCACGCCGCGUCUGCUGAGCCAGUUGUGUCGUCAGUGCAUCAGGAAGUGUGUCGGCCGUGACAGGCUGCACCUCCUCUCCCACCUCCCGCUGCCGAGCAGGAUCAGGAGCUACCUGCAGUACCAGUGACAGGCGGAACCAGACCGCACAGACGCAAGCGACACGUCGGAUCUGCACGCUCCACCUCACUCCAAACGCAGAGCAAUUACUCGAACGCCGCACCUGACCACAACGCGCUGUGGAUGGAGGUGAUGCGAGAUGCUGCUGGAACUCACAGUUCCCUGGAUUCAUUAUAGGAAAAAAUAAAUACAAAAUGUAAGUUUGUUCUCUGUUCUGCUGUGUUUAGGACGUCUCCCAAUAGUUGUAAUGUCUCCCAGAGAGUGAUGCACUUUACAGAAAACCGGACAUGCUUAAAAAUGUCAUAUAACUGUGCACUACGUAGAAACAAGUUUUUGCAUUUUGUACCAAAUGCAUUACUGCCAGAUUAUUAAAAAAAAAAACUGUGCUGAAGCCACACGUUUCAAGUAUUUCUUAUUUCCUUUGUAACACACACACACACACACACACACACACGGUUUCCCAUUGUGGUUUGAUGGACCUGAACAGAUCUGAAUAAGGUGAGGAGUUUAAGCUUGGAUUACUGAGAACUGACAACUGUGGAGGCUAACGUUACUGGAAACUA